CAUCUAACACCAGAAGGAGGAGGAAAAAGAGCCUCUCUACAGAGAGGGUGAACAGAAAGAGGCUUCCUUUCCUUAACCUUUUCACGCCUUCAUUGCCUUAAUCGCUUCUCAGUUUUCUCUGAUAAAUUAACAAUCGCUCUCCUCUUCUUUCCUCUCUCUCUCUCUCUCUCACUUCUCAUAAAAAUCUCUGUUUUUCAGUCUCUGCUUUCUAUGCAUUUAAAGCACACAGUCUACGUGCCUCUCUUCUCAUUGACUCUUGGCAUUUUCAUCACCACCUCACUCUUUUUCUUUCUUUAAAUUCCCACCUCUUCCGUCCUAGAUUUUCUUGCUAGGAAAGAAAACAGAGCUUCACAGAUUCAACAAACAGGGGAACUAAAAAGAGAAGGCAGAGAAUCUUUUUUGUAUUCUGAUUUAUAUUUUUCCAUUUCUUUCUUUUUUUCUUGGGAUUUCCAUCAUGGGUUAUUGUAAACAACAAGAACAAGAACAAGAAAAGAUGAUGAAGCAAGUUUGGGUUCAUGGACCUAUCAUUGUAGGAGCUGGACCAUCUGGUUUAGCUACAGCAGCUUGCCUCUCUCAACAUGGAGUCCCUUCUUUGAUUCUUGAGAAAAGCGACUGCAUAGCUUCUCUUUGGCAACACAAAACAUAUGAUCGCCUCAAACUUCACCUUGCCAAAAACUUCUGCCAACUCCCACUUCUUGGUUUUCCUAGUAACUUCCCCAAGUACCCUACUAAACACCAAUUCAUCUCUUACUUGGAGUCCUAUGCUCUGCACUUCUCAAUCCAACCCAAGUUCAAACAAGCCGUGCAAAAAGCCGAAUUUGAUACCAUUACUGGUAUUUGGAGGGUACAAACUCAAGAUCAAGAGUACAAUAGCCGUUGGAUUAUUGUGGCCACUGGUGAAAAUGCCGAACCUGUAAUACCAGAGAUUGCUGGGAUGGAGAAGUUCAAUGGUCCGAUUAUACAUACCAGCGUGUACAAAUCUGGUUCUGAGUUCAAAAACCAGAACGUCUUGGUUGUUGGUUGUGGCAAUUCUGGCAUGGAAGUAAGCUUGGACCUCUGUAGGCACAGUGCAAUCCCCCACAUGGUUGUUCGAAACACAGUGCAUGUACUACCUAGAGAAAUGUUUGGCAUGUCAACGUUUGGAAUAGCCAUGGCACUUCUAAAGUGGUUCCCUUUAAAACUAGUUGACAAGUUUCUAUUACUAGUGGCUAGUUUCACUUUGGGCAACACUGACCAAUUAGGCCUCCGGCGACCCAAAACCGGCCCAAUUGAGCUCAAAAACGUUACUGGAAAGACCCCGGUACUCGACGUGGGAACAUUGUCUCAAAUAAAAUUAGGCAAAAUCAAGGUGACGGAAGGAGUGAAAGAGGUAACAAGAAAAAGGGUGAAAUUUAUGGAUGGACAAGAGAAGGAGUUUGAAUCUAUAAUACUAGCAACUGGGUACAAAAGCAAUGUGCCUACUUGGCUCAAGGGAUGUGAUUUCUUCACCAAAGAUGGUAUGCCUAAAACGCCGUUUCCAAAUGGAUGGAAGGGGGAGAAUGGAUUAUACACAGUUGGAUUCACUGGAAGAGGGCUCUUGGGAACGGCUUCUGACGCUGUUAAAAUUGCAAAACAUAUAGCUGAGCAGUGGAUGACAAACAAGGACUGCAAUAAAUCUUGUAAUUCCCAUGUUAUCCUACUUGAAAAAUCAUAGCUAGCAACAGUUGGGAGAAGGAUAAUAACAAUAAUAAUAAUAAUAAUAACAAUAAUAAUAAGAUUAGAAAAGAAAUAUUGGGUAAAUUUCAUAGGAGAGUUUCUUUACAUGGAAGAUUUUUUUUUAUUUUAUUUUAUCUUUAUCUUAUUAUAUUUUAUAGGUUUGGUAGGACUAAUUCUAAUGUUUUUUCCUCUUUGAGUCUUGUAAAU
Manihot esculenta (cassava) is the source of this 1902-nucleotide messenger RNA. RefSeq names its product probable indole-3-pyruvate monooxygenase YUCCA4. Gene Ontology annotation, biological process: auxin biosynthetic process. Gene Ontology annotation, cellular component: endoplasmic reticulum membrane. The record is from RefSeq and is a predicted model, not a curated record. The transcript is spliced from 4 exons. Gene Ontology annotation, molecular function: monooxygenase activity; flavin adenine dinucleotide binding. NCBI's taxonomy places the organism in Eukaryota, Viridiplantae, Streptophyta, Magnoliopsida, Malpighiales, Euphorbiaceae. The coding region runs from base 455 to 1693 and encodes 412 amino acids.